UUUCAGUUGCACUUGCGGCAAUCAACAAGCUAGAGCAAGAAUGAAUUCGUUCGUGAUUUCGGCACUGGUGUUGGCGGCGGGAGUGAUCGUGGCCAGCGACGCCCUGCAGCACUACGCGGUGGAGAAGAGCUUCAGCGAGGCCCAGGCCGAGUGCGCCCUGUACCAAGGUGUCCGCGAUGACGACCUGCUGCGCUACGUGAAGGAAGGCUACCCGGACGAGGAGGAAGUCCGCUGUCUGCUGCGUUGCGUCGCCUUCAACCUGCGCUUCUGGAACCGUACCACCGGUCUGCAAAAGGAGCGAGUGGCCGGAUACUUCGUGCCGUACCCGCAUGACUUCCACAACGUCGAGCGCACCGAGCAGUGCCUGGCGGAGAACCUCUACACCUGCGACGAUGACCUCUGCACCCAGGUGUACAAGGCGUUCCAGUGCUACUACCAGCACUACGGAGCCCUGAGCGAGUGCCCGCAGUUCGUCGUCAACACCUACCUGGAGGACCAGCAGCAGGCGUACGACCUGUUCGGCAUGCUCGACGUCUCGCGCCCCACUCUCCAGAGUCUGGCUGGCGGUUGCUUCCCGAGCGGCGAGGAGUCUCUCUGCUUCUUCCGCAACUUCGUGACCCGCUCCAAGCUCUACAACGAUGAGGACGGCUACAACCUGGAAUACCUGUACUACCAGUACCAGGAGGAGGUCUUCAACCCGAACAACGCCCUGACCGUCGCCUGCCUCGCCAACCAGAAGAAGCUGGCCUGCAAGAAGACCAAGUGCCAGCACGCCUACGACUCCUUCCAGGCUUGCUUCGGCGAGUCCAAGGCCCGCGACUACCUGGUGAACACCGUGUUCGUCGAUGCCGCCAAGAACGUCCUCGGACAGCCCGUCUGCCACUGCAGCAAGGUUAAGCUUUGCGACCUGCACAAGAACUAA
Molecule: messenger RNA, 922 nt
Organism: Anopheles coustani
Lineage: Eukaryota; Metazoa; Arthropoda; Insecta; Diptera; Culicidae
Product: general odorant-binding protein 45-like
Exons: 1
Coding region: 41-922 (293 amino acids)
Biological process (GO): sensory perception of smell
Molecular function (GO): odorant binding
Source: RefSeq, a predicted model, not a curated record